Trichophyton rubrum CBS 118892 is the source of this 435-nucleotide messenger RNA. RefSeq lists its product as uncharacterized. NCBI's taxonomy places the organism in Eukaryota, Fungi, Ascomycota, Eurotiomycetes, Onygenales, Arthrodermataceae. The record is from RefSeq and is a predicted model, not a curated record. The transcript is spliced from 2 exons. Gene Ontology annotation, biological process: autophagosome assembly; protein folding in endoplasmic reticulum. Gene Ontology annotation, cellular component: endoplasmic reticulum; EMC complex; membrane. The coding region runs from base 1 to 435 and encodes 144 amino acids.
AUGCCGCCUACAAGCCAGGAGCUUUCACUACUCAUAAAUCCCCUCGUCCCAGAAUCAGUCACUCAUAACAACCGGAUACUCGCAAACCUACAUUCCCUCAUAGCCUUCCUACUAGGCACCGCCGCCGGCAUUCUCGGCCUCCAGUCCGCUUACGGCUUCACAUUCUACCUGCUAGGCACCAUAUUUGUUUCCUUCCUUGCCAACGCCCUUCUAGUGAAAGACAACACACCCAGAACAGCAGAGAAAAGUACGAACAAAGGCAUUUCCGGCGUCGGUGCCUACUUUCCGGGCGAUGGGGAACUGGUCCCCGCAAGUGGUGGUGGCUAUGUGAGGAAGGGAGCCUGGAAGGAUCUCUGGUUCAGCGGACUUGUUGCUACGGAGGCUAUUAGCGGGUUUGUUCUUGGAUGGGCUGGUGUGGGCGGUAUUUUGAGAUAG